Xyrauchen texanus (razorback sucker) is the source of this 4155-nucleotide messenger RNA. RefSeq names its product gastrula zinc finger protein XlCGF8.2DB-like. Gene Ontology annotation, biological process: regulation of DNA-templated transcription. Lineage: Eukaryota; Metazoa; Chordata; Actinopteri; Cypriniformes; Catostomidae. The transcript has 3 exons. The record is from RefSeq and is a predicted model, not a curated record. Gene Ontology annotation, molecular function: RNA polymerase II cis-regulatory region sequence-specific DNA binding; DNA-binding transcription factor activity, RNA polymerase II-specific. The coding region runs from base 235 to 1314 and encodes 359 amino acids.
AUAAAUAGGAGCCGGGAGAUUCAUCAGUCUGCUGUUUCUGUUUCAGGUUUGUCUUCCGCAUUCAAGGUGAAUAAAACGGUCUGAUCAUCACUACCACACAGUGAUUGUGAAUCCCAAAUCAAUUCAGCAAUAAAUGCUCUGAAUAUUCCUGUCAUCUUUGAAUUGAAGAAGAGUUUCCAGAAGAGCAGGACAAACUACAAGUGUGUCAACAAUUUCUGACAUACUACUGCAAAGAUGGAUUUUAUUAAGGAGGAGAGAGAGGACAUUGGUUAUCCAGAACCACACAGAGUGAAAGAUGAAGAAACUGAGGAACAAAUAGGCCUGAUGGAAGUGAAAGUGGAAAGUCAAGAACUGAAUGAAGUGGAGGAGAUGCAUCAUUUUCAGAUGCCUUAUGAAUUUGGAACUGGAGAGAAAUCAUUUAGUUCACAAACUGAAAUGCAUUUCUCACAACAAACAACUCAAAGAACAAAAGCCACAAAUUCUUUUAACUGCACUCAGUGUGGAAAGAGUUUCAAACGGAAAGACUGCCUAAAGGUACACAAAAGAAUUCACUCUGGAGAGAAGCCUUACAUAUGCCCUCAAUGUGGAAAGAGUUUUAGAGAGAAAGGAAAUCUUAAGAGUCACCUGAGAAUUCACACUGGAGAGAAGCUUUUCUCAUGUCCUCACUGUGAAAAGAGUUUCACACAGAAAAUAAGCCUUGAUAACCACAUAAGAAUCCACACUGGAGAGAAGCCUUUCACAUGCACUCAGUGUGGAAGGAGUUUCAGACAAAAAACAAGCCUUAAUAUCCACAUGACAAUUCACUCAAGAGUAAAGCCUUACAUUUGCCCUCAGUGUGGAAAGAGUUUCUCACAGAAAGAAAGCCUAAAGGAUCACAUACAAAUUCACACUGGUGGGAUGCCUUUCAAAUGCCCUCACUGUGGAAAGAGAUUCACAGAUUUGAAUAAUCUUCAAAAUCAUCUGAAUUUGAAGCACACUGGAGCAAAGUCAUUUAACUGUGAUCAGUGUGAUAGAAGUUUUAUCUCAGAAUCAGCCCUGAAGGGACACCUGACAAUUCAUGCAAAGAAGCCCCAUUUGUGUUCCUUUUGUGGAAGGAGUUUUUUGUGCCCGUACCGUUUCCAAGAGCACCAGGAAAGUCAUACUAGUGUGAAAAGUCAUGUGUGCCCUGAGUGUGGCGAUGCCUUUGCAGGAGCUGGCAACUUGAAGAUGCACCAAAGAGUCCAUAUUAAAGAAAAUAAGUGUUUAUACUGUGAAAAGAGUUUCACUCAUUUAGAAGACCUGGAAGCACAUGAGAAAGUGCAUACUGCAGAGUAGCCAUAGCUUGAGCCUUCAUGUGGGAAAGAGUUUCAAGUCACAAACUUCAUCUUCAGGCCCAAUGCUUUAAAGGAAACCGUUAAGAACAGAACAAACUUUCUUGUAUUAAAAUCAAGAUCAUUCCAUGGUGUUAGAAGUUUAACCAGUUAAGUUUCAACCACAUAAGACGUCAAUGAGACACAUUGUGUCACUGGGAAAACAAACGUCAUAGGAUGGAGCCCAACAAUAUGUCAACACAGUGGAAAGAAUUCACAAUUUCUGAGAGUACAGUGGGGAAAUCCCAUAUACUUGUAUAAACUAUUCCUAUUUAUACAUACAGAUGUAAAAUAUUGAAUGUCCCUAACAUCUGCGCUUGCACAUUAAGGGAAUCAAAGAGUUUUAAUUACAUUGGGGGAAUCCCAGAGUUUUAUGUAAGCGGGAAACCCCAAAACUGGAUCUCAAUUCAGCUGCAGGUCCUGAUAGUAAGUGAAGAAAACAAACACUGCAACAACUCUGGAAUGUCUGGAAAGAAAGCAAAUCAACAGCAAAAUAGUGAAGGCUUCCUCGGAUGCUAUGUGUGUUUUUAACACAAGCGUUGCGUGAAAAUUAAGUUGCUGUGGAGAAAGCUGGUUACUGAUCGAGCCGCAUGUAUACGGGAGUAAAGAGUGCCACUUAAACAGUACCCGUACACAGGAAAGCUGUUUCUCGCAAUAAGCCUCUUUCUGGUGUCCAUGUAACAAUAGUCAGCGUGCAGUCUGUGCAUGGAUGCGUGAAUGGAAUCAUUACAGCUGUUUUCUCAAACGUUUUAUGAAAGCCAGCGUUCAAGUGAUUAUAUCCUGGCAAUGGUUUUGCAUAAAAGCAUACAAAUUAUAUAAUUGGAAAGCUAAAACAUACUACUUUUACUUUAGUGCAUAAAACUAAAAAUGGGAUUCUGGGUCAAUGCACACGGCACAUAUAUAUAUAUAUAUUAGGAAUAAUAGAUUUUGUAUGUUUAUUAUUCAUUAUUUUAUUCAGCUUGUACCACAGUUACCGCACAUCAAGACAUCUUUUAGGGUUUUAUCUCAGGACAUUUUCAGGUUUGCCACAGAUAAGAUAUGAUAGAAUUGUUACUUACCCAACGUUUUAGCUGGUUAUUUUGCUUUCUUAGCCUGUAUGGCUCUUUGAAAGAAAUGAAAUAUUUUAGCAAAGUGAUUUGGAAUAUUUAUGGGUUCAAGACCUUAAUAGAUGUGCGUUUAUGAAAAAUAAAAAUGAACGUUUUACCUUUUAGAGCAUCUUUCAACAAAUUAAAGUGUGUGUGUGUGUGUAUAUAGGAAAUGGAUUUUGGUUAUUGUAGGGCAUGGUUGAAAAUAAUUGUCAUUGUAUCAUGUAAAACAUGUAAAUAUCACGACAUUUCAAAAUUGUUAUUUUGAGGCAUGGAAAUGUCAUAUAAUAGUCAAUGUAAUUUAGCAAAUUUGUAAUCAAAUGAGUAAACAGUAUAAUAUAAUGUCUUAAUUUUAAGGAUUGGUAGGCUAAUGUAUAGGAAUAUGUCUAAAAGAGAACCCUUUCUGUAAAUAAUCAUGCAACUCAAAACAUUUAUAAUAAACUUACUCAAUUGUAAUAAUUUUUUAGAAAAGAGUUGUUAAAAAUCAUGUGCAUCUGUGCAUGUGCGCCGGCCGGUCUGUGUGAACGGUACAUCACCGUGAACAUCUCUCUUUCAGAAGUUACAAAUGUUUUUAUGUUGUUUUCUGGUCUGAUCUGCUCACAAUUAUAAAAUGUCUGUGAUGAUAUCGUCAGUAUGAAUGUAAGAGCUGCUUUUAGCUCAUAAAGAAUACACAAAACAACCAAGGCAUGUACAUUAGUGCAGUGGCUCUCAACUGGUUUUGCUUUGGGACCAAGAUUUUCCAUUGGAAAUCGAGUGGCGACCCAUUAUAGUAAAACAACCUGUAUUUAAUGUAUCCUGGGUGGCAUUUCCUUUUUCAAGUAUAUGGGCAUGCAUCAAGUGACAUUAUAUUUGCUGUUGAUGUCAACAACAAAAGCAACACGAAGAUUUCUCUCCCCCCUUUUAAAAAUUAAAGAGCAUAUUUAUUGGGGCCUGGGGAGCUCAACGAGUAUUGUUGCUGACUACCACCUCUGUAGUCAUGAGUUUGAAUCCAGGGUGUGCUGAGUGACUCCAGCCAGGUCUUAUAAGCAACCAAAUUGGCCCGGUAGCUAUUGAGGGUAGUCACAUGGGGUAACCUCCUCGUGGUCACAAUUAGUGGUUCUCGUUCUCAAUGGGGCGCGUGGUAAGUUGUGCGUGGAUCGCAGAGAGUAGCACAAGCCUCCACACGCUGGGAGUCUGCAUCUGUCAUGCACAACGUGUCAUGUGAUAAGAUGUGCGAAUUGACUCUCUCGGAAGUGGAGGCAACUGAGACUUCUUGUUGCUCUUUUCCUCAGUGCAGUUUGGCAUGUCGGCUGCCUACAAUUCGAGAGGUUUGGCUUCCUCAGUAACGAUUUAAACUAGAAAAGUCUCACUAGAAUUUAAAUGUCUCAUCAGUUUUGAGGUCUGCACGCCGCAGUAUCGAGGAAUCAAUAUUGCACGACAAAGCAAAGCAGAUCAAUUACGUAAGCUGGUUCCAUUACACUUGCACAAACACUUAAUCGGACCACAAAAAUAUCACCGUGUAGAAGAGAAACCUUUAGAUGAAUGCAAGAUUUUCAUAAAAUUUGCCUCGGCAGUCCUAAAUAGGCCAUCACUUGGGUGGGUGCCAAAAAAUCUUCAGUGAAAGAACAUGUUUCUUAUCCAGUCCGAAUAGACCUGUGACCCACCAGUUGAGAAACACUGCAUUAGUUUAUAUGACUAAUAAGUUUACAUUGUACUCUGGUGGUGUAAAUAAAAUCUGUGCU